UAAUGUAACGCAGGCAGCCCUAGCAGCUUGGCAGUCCUACAGCCCCGAGUUUGCUAGUGCGUGCAGAAGUCGCCUAUGUUUACUGAGCUUAAAAAUAUGUAUGGUAGAAAGUAAUAACGUGGCCAGAUUUCAAAAGACUAUUUGGAAGCAUCUUUUAUGCUUCUGUAGGUACGCUGGGUAUGCUUGCAAAGUCGCUUUGCAGAAUUUCUUUGUAGUAUGUGGAUUCUUUUGUGAAUGUGGUCUGGAUCUGUUAAUAGCUAAUGACUGCUUUCAGUAAUUAAAAUAACAGUCUUGUUUGCAUUUUGAUAGCUUGAGUAUAUGUAGACUAUAGCGAACUAUAUUUGCAAGGAUUUUUUACUGACGUACAGAGAGUUGCAAUAUGUAAUUUUUUUAUUGAAAUUGUAACGUAAGAAUAAUUCCCUUUAAGUGACUGAUUCUUAGUGGAAUUAGCUAAUCUAACGAAAUGGACGAAGAACCCGAAAGAGCAAAACGUUGGGAAGGUGGCUAUGAGCGGACAUGGGAGGUGCUCAAGGAGGAUGAGACUGGAUCACUUAAGGCUACAGUGGAGGACAUCGUUUUCAAGGCCAAAAGGAAGAGAGUUUUUCAGAGCUAUGGACAAGUGCGACUGGGGAUGAUGCGCCACAUGUUUGUGGUGAUUGAUACUUCAAGGACGAUGGAGGACCAGGACCUCAAGCCCAGCAGACUAACCUCAACUCUAAAGCUGAUGGAAUACUUUGUUGAUGAAUACUUUGAUCAGAAUCCCAUCAGUCAGAUAGGGAUCAUCACUACCAGGAACAAGAGGGCUGAGAAACUGACAGAUCUGGCUGGUAACCCGAAGAAGCACAUUUCUGCCUUAAAAAAAGCCGUGGACACCCCUUGCGCUGGGGAACCUUCCCUCUACAACUCCCUGAACCUGGCCAUGCAGACGCUCAAACACAUGCCCGGUCACACAAGUAGGGAAGUGCUUGUAAUUUUCAGCAGUCUCACCACCUGCGAUCCAGCCAACAUCUAUGAGUUGAUCAAGACACUAAAGGGGCUGAAGGUUCGGGUGUCUGUGAUCGGGCUGUCAGCAGAGGUGCGGGUCUGCACUAUCCUGACACGGGAGACAGGAGGAACUUACCAUGUGAUUCUGGAUGAGAGUCACUUCCGUGAGCUUCUGACGUUCCACGUCAAGCCACCACCUGCCAGCUCCUCCUCUGAGUGCUCUCUUAUUCGCAUGGGAUUCCCCCAACAUACCAUAGCUUCUGUGUCUGAUCAGGAUUCCAAACCUUCCUUUAGUAUGUCGCACCUUGAUGGCAACAGUGGUCCUGGCUUGACCCUGGGGGGAUACUACUGCCCUCAGUGCCGUGCAAAGUACACGGAGUUGCCUGUGGAGUGCAAGGUCUGCGGUCUGACUUUGGUUUCAGCCCCUCACCUGGCCAGAUCAUUUCAUCACCUCUUCCCAAUGGAUGCAUUUCAAGAGAUGCCCCUGGAGGAUGUCCAAGGGGAAAGGUUCUGUCAAGCAUGCCAAGGGGAACUGAAGGACAAAAGUGUGUAUACAUGUCCGGCUUGCAGCAGUGCGUUCUGUGUGGAGUGUGACCUGUUUGUCCACGACACUCUGCAUUGCUGCCCCUGCUGUAUACAUAACCAGAGUGCACCAUGAGCCCAGGAAGGCAGAAAAGCAGAAGCAUUUAUCUAAAACCACGGAAGCAAAAACCUGAGUCGGGCUGCGGCGUCAUUCCUGUGUACCUCAGUCAGCGGACCAACGGCAUUGAAUUUUCCCCCCAAAACAACCUUGUUCAUUUAUUUUUCUUUUCUUUUAACUGAUUACCUAUAUGGUUUUUUUCUUUUUCAGCAUAUGCUGUCAUGGAAUAUUACUGAUGCUACAAAAUGAAAACAUCUCGACUCGGGUCAUUUUUUUCUUUUUUCUCUCUUUUUACUGGUCCUUCCUAAAAUGGCUUCAUAUUUACUGUAUAAAUACUGCCUCCACUUGUGGAAAAAGUCAUACUGCCAGUGAUCAUUGAUUUAUAUGUAUACACCUUUUGUUAAAAACAAAUGAAACUGUCGUUGAGACUUGCAAGGUGUAAAAAUUAACAUAUUUCUAUGAAUAAAAUGUUGAUUGAACAUUC
Molecule: messenger RNA, 2108 nt
Organism: Brienomyrus brachyistius
Lineage: Eukaryota; Metazoa; Chordata; Actinopteri; Osteoglossiformes; Mormyridae
Product: general transcription factor IIH subunit 2
Exons: 15
Coding region: 464-1642 (392 amino acids)
Biological process (GO): DNA-templated transcription; regulation of transcription by RNA polymerase II; nucleotide-excision repair
Cellular component (GO): transcription factor TFIIH core complex; transcription factor TFIIH holo complex
Molecular function (GO): zinc ion binding
Source: RefSeq, a predicted model, not a curated record